AUGGCAAUGUUUAGAUCUAUCUCGGUGCCAAUGUUGCUCUUCACUCUAGUUUCAUGCAUUUCUAUGGCUUCUUCCGAUGCAUCCCCAGAAUCCGAAUUUGUUAAGAAGACCAUCUCUUCCCACCAGAUCGUCAUCUUCUCCAAAUCAUACUGCCCGUAUUGCAAGAGAGCAAAAUCUGUCUUCAAAGAGCUGGAUCAGGUUCCUUAUGUUGUGGAGCUUGAUGAAAGAGAGGAUGGGUGGAGCAUCCAGACUGCACUUGGAGAGAUCGUCGGAAGACGAACAGUACCACAGGUUUUCAUUAACGGAAAACACAUCGGUGGAUCAGACGAUACCGUAGAUGCACAUGAGAGUGGGGAACUCGCCAAGCUUCUUGGUGUAUCCGGAAACACAAAAGCUGAACUCUAG
This is a messenger RNA of Arabis nemorensis, 405 nucleotides long. The record is from the annotation of a GenBank genome assembly. Lineage: Eukaryota; Viridiplantae; Streptophyta; Magnoliopsida; Brassicales; Brassicaceae.